Brassica oleracea var. oleracea is the source of this 1694-nucleotide messenger RNA. RefSeq names its product probable glucan endo-1,3-beta-glucosidase A6. Gene Ontology annotation, cellular component: plasma membrane. The coding region runs from base 107 to 1546 and encodes 479 amino acids. Lineage: Eukaryota; Viridiplantae; Streptophyta; Magnoliopsida; Brassicales; Brassicaceae. Gene Ontology annotation, biological process: carbohydrate metabolic process. Gene Ontology annotation, molecular function: hydrolase activity, hydrolyzing O-glycosyl compounds. The transcript is spliced from 3 exons. The record is from RefSeq and is a predicted model, not a curated record.
AAUACCUCGAUGCAUCAUCUCCAAUUUCACACCAUUCCUACUCAUUUUCCUACUCAUACCACAAUCUGAUCACAAUUAACACACUGCGAACCAAACACAAAAAGACAUGUCUCUUCUUGCUUUCUUCCUCUUCACCCUCGUCGUCUUUUCAAGUACAAGUUGCUCAGCGGUUGGGUUCCAACAUCCGCACAGGUAUAUACAGAAAAAAACGAUGCUAGAGUUAGCCAGCAAGAUUGGUAUUAACUAUGGUAGACAAGGAAACAACCUACCAUCUCCUUACCAAUCGAUCAAUUUCAUCAAACUCAUCAAAGCCGGUCAUGUCAAGCUCUACGACGCCGAUCCAGAGAGUCUAACACUCCUCUCUCAAACCAAUCUCUACGUCACCAUAGCGGUGCCAACCCACCAGAUCACUUCCCUCAGCGCCAACCAAACUACAGCUGAAGAUUGGGUCAAAACCAAUAUCCUCCCUUACUACCCACAAACACAAAUACGAUUUGUCCUUGUUGGAAACGAAAUCCUCUCCGUCAAAGAUAGGAACAUAACCGGCAAUGUCGUACCGGCAAUGCGAAAAAUCGUGAACUCUCUCAGAGCCCAUGGGAUUCACAACAUCAAAGUCGGUACACCUUUAGCUAUGGAUUCUCUUCGAUCAACGUUUCCGCCGUCGAACUCAACAUUCCGGGGAGAUAUCGCCUUACCGUUAAUGUUGCCGUUGCUGAAGUUUCUCAACGGAACAAACUCUUACUUCUUUAUCAAUCUUCAACCUUACUUCCGUUGGUCAAGAAACCCUAAUCACACCACGUUGGAUUUCGCUCUGUUUCAAGGAAACUCAACUUAUACCGAUCCUCAUACCGGUUUGGUUUACCAUAAUCUUGUAGACCAAAUGUUGGAUUCGGUUAUCUUCGCCAUGACCAAGCUCGGUUAUCCAUACAUCCGUAUCGCAAUCUCUGAAACCGGAUGGCCUAACUCCGGCGACAUCGACGAAAUCGGAGCUAACGUUUUCAACGCCGCCACGUAUAACCGGAAUUUGAUCAAGAAGAUGACCGCAACUCCACCAAUCGGUACACCAGCUAGACCCGGUUCACCUAUACCGACAUUUGUUUUCUCCUUAUUUAACGAAAACAAGAAACCCGGUUCGGGAACACAAAGACAUUGGGGAAUCUUGCAUCCGGACGGUACACCAAUCUACGACAUUGAUUUUACCGGUCAAAAACCCUUAACCGGUUUUAACCCUCUGCCUAAACCGACGAAUAACGUUCCUUACAAGGGUCAAGUGUGGUGCGUACCGGUCGAAGGAGCCAACGAGACUGAGCUCGAGGAAGCUUUGAGGAUGGCUUGUGCCCGAAGCAACACGACGUGUGCGGCUUUGGUUCCUGGCAGAGAAUGUUACGAGCCGGUCUCUGUUUAUUGGCACGCAAGCUACGCGCUUAACUCGUACUGGGCACAGUUCCGUAGCCAAAACGUCCAAUGUUACUUCAAUGGAUUAGCUCAUGAGACCACGACUAACCCUGGAAAUGAUCGCUGCAAGUUUCCGAGCGUUACUCUGUGAGGAAGAACGCCUGAAAGAGAUUUAAGAUGAUCAAAGCUGGAUUAUUCGUAUUUACUCAUUCUAGAUUUUCUGGUUUCUGUUUCGUGUGGCCUAAUGUUGAGAAAAACAUCAAAUAACUAAUAAAUAUAUAAUAUUUUUGUUUACAAAA